UUUAGUUGGGAUGAUGUUAAAGAAGACAAGCACCGUGAGUAUUAUCUCGGCCAUUCGCUGAUGGCACCUGUUGGUCGCUGGCAGCAAGGCAAAGAUUUAACUUGGUACGCGAAGGGCAAAAAAGAUGAUGCUGUGUCAAAGGCAGAGCAAGAAGAACUUGCUCGGAUCAAGGAAGCUGAAGCGGACGCCAUGGCUGUUGCACUGUAA
Molecule: messenger RNA, 207 nt
Organism: Zychaea mexicana
Lineage: Eukaryota; Fungi; Mucoromycota; Mucoromycetes; Mucorales; Lichtheimiaceae
Product: kinase phosphorylation domain-containing protein
Exons: 2
Source: RefSeq, a predicted model, not a curated record